GAGACGUUCCGCGCCCAGAGCCGUGGUUGCGCGGAGCGGCCCAGCAGACGGAGCGCGCCCGCGCCGCGCGCCGGCCCCCGCCUUUCGCCACCGCAGUGCUCUGGCGCCUGCCCGCUGGGCUGCGGCCUGCCCCGCCCCUGGGCCCUCGGGUGGGAGGGGCUCGGCGUACAGUCAGCGGUUUGGUGUAUGCUUCGAUCCCUUCCCACGGCCAUGUUUCCCUGCGGGAUGGCGUCCGCUGCCGCGGGGGUGGCUUUCGCUGCCAGCUGCGCAGCGGGGCCUAUCUUCAGGCGCUCCGACGGGCACCUUGACAGGCGCUCCAACCACUGGAUGCAGCGAGGCCACUCGGCUGCUGACCCUCCGGCGGCGGUGCGGGCGCCUGGCCACGUGGCGCGGCGCGCUGCCGGAGCGGCCGCUGCGGCGGCAUGCGCAGCGGCGGCGGUGGGCCCGCGCAGAAGGCCGAGAGCCCGACGAGGAGGUGGCAGGAUUGCCCGUUGCGCCGGCACGUCCAUGAAUCUCGACAUUGACAUUAUCAAGAAGGUGGACAAGAAGGACCAGGCGAUGGAGGAGUCCAAGACCUCUGGGGACUUCUGGGCGGUCAUGGCUCACGCGCCGAUCGUCAAUUGUAAUUGCAAUUCGCCUCUCAACAAGCUGCCGUUCGUGAAGAGAUGGACGUGCAAGUGUCCAGGCAGCAGGGGAAGCAAGCGUCAAGACGACAAGGAGAGAGCAGACGGGGUCAGGAUAUGAUCUGUACGUGUGUCUAUGUCUAUUUGCCGUAUGCUCACGCACGUUCCUGGAUGCACAGAUGGGCCCGUUGCCCGCCACCGCACCACAGAGCCCAAUCUGCAUUGUUACGGGUCACACUGGCACACAUUCGGAUUCGUUGCGAAGCAGCGCAGCCAUGCGAUAUUCCAGAUGCGCGCAAAGGCGAUCCUGGGUCGAAGGACCAGGCGGUGUAGGGUGGAGCGGCGCGGAACACGAGGGACCGAACACAAGAAGCCAGCUGCAUGAUAUCAGAAAGGAAAAGCGAAAGAGGCCUCCCUCUUGUUGGAAGGAAGGUGGUGGCAGGGGACCCAGACAUCCGACGAUAUGAGCUGUUCGAUGCGCAGCAACAUAAGUCUCGACCCCUUCCCCAGGUCCAGUUGUUCGCUUUGGGUCCGUUGUAUGGCCCUCGGGCCUUAUAGGGGGCCCCAGAGGCCGGAGUCGAGGAACAACUGCCGGAUCCAAACAAUCAUGUCGUUGGAAAUUUUGGGAAGGAGGAGCCAGCCGAUGUGCAUUGGGCAUUGGGGGCCUUUCCAUUGGUGCGAGCCCGAUCGACGAUGACUUGCACACUAUUAUGUGUUCUUCCAGGUGUGCUCUUACAGUCACGGAGUACGCAGAGGUAUUGUCUCAGGGCAUCCCGCUUCUUUCUCGCAACAGGCGCGUGCCCUUUGUUGUUGUGGUUGUUAUGUGCCGAUGGGUAUUUUAGAGUAUGUACCUGGGGUAAUCCCAGAUCCCAACCUAUGUUAGCUGAUUUCCCGUCUUAUGACUCGAGCAGUGUUCCCUACUCCAUCCUUUUCAGGGGGCGGGCGGAAACACCAGCUACUUGCAACGCCUUUCUACUUCAUGUUUCUA
Messenger RNA from Prorocentrum cordatum, 1611 nucleotides. The record is from the annotation of a GenBank genome assembly. Lineage: Eukaryota; Dinophyceae; Prorocentrales; Prorocentraceae.